Messenger RNA from Bolinopsis microptera, 879 nucleotides. RefSeq lists its product as uncharacterized. The record is from RefSeq and is a predicted model, not a curated record. Bases 1 to 879 code for a protein of 292 amino acids. The transcript is spliced from 2 exons. Lineage: Eukaryota; Metazoa; Ctenophora; Tentaculata; Lobata; Bolinopsidae.
AUGACAACAAGUCCUGGCAGAGUUCUAGGGUUAGCACAUCUCAAGACACACAGAACGUACAACGUGUUGGUGAUAAAGUGUUGGGAACCAGACUGGUUAAGGAUAACCUUGCGGGGAAUAGUGGCUGUUAUUUGCAACAGAGCCGGGGGCUGGGAUAGAGCCGGGGGCCGGAAUAGAGCCGGGGGCUGGGAUAGAGCCGGGGGCUGGGAUAGAGCCGGGGACCGGGUGAGAGCCGGGGGCUGGGUGAGAGCCGGGGGCUGGGAUAGAGCCGGGGGCUGGGAUAGAGCCGGGGGCUGGGAUAGAGCCGGGGGCUGGGAUAGAGCCGGGGGCUGGGAUAGAGCCGGGGGCUGGGAUAGAGCCGGGGGCUGGUAUAGAGCCGGGGGCUGGUAUAGAGCCGGGGGCUGGGACAGAGCCGGGGGCUGGGAUAGAGCCGGGGGCUGGGAUAGAGCCGGGGGCUGGAAUAAAGCCGGGGACCGGGUGAGAGCCGGGGGCUGGGUGAGAGCCGGGGGCUGGGAUAGAGCCGGGGGCUGGGACAGAGCCGGGGGCUGGGAUAGAGCCGGGGGCUGGGAUAGAGCCGGGGGCUGGAAUAAAGCCGGGGACCGGGUGAGAGCCGGGGGCUGGGUGAGAGCCGGGGGCUGGGAUAGAGCCGGGGGCUGGGAUAGAGCCGGGGGCUGGGAUAGAGCCGGGGACCGGGUGAGAGCCGGGGGCUGGGUGAGAGCCGGGGGCUGGGAUAGAGUCGGGAGCUGGGAUAGAGCCGGGGGCUGGGAUAGAGCCGGGGCUGGGAUAGAGCCGGGGGCUGGGAUAGAGCCGGGAGCUGGGAUAGAGCCGGGGGCUGGGAUAGAGCCGGGGGCUGGGAUAGAGCCGGGGGCUAGGAUAUAG